CCUGCAUACCUGCGUCUGUACGUAACUAGAAGCACCGGAGAUGUUUUUGGGAGCCGCAACAUGAUUCCAAAGGUCAUUUAUUCUUCACCGUCUGGCUCCUUCAUGUUUUGGCCAUUUACUCUCUUCACGACUCUCCACCCGACUACUUUACUUAAUGCUCGAACUGCCUUGUCCGUUCUUUCGUCGACCUCUUCUCUCUCUUACUCGGUGCCUCAGCUCUCGGCUCUUCCUUUUCUCACUAAAUGCGACUGUCUGAUUAGCAGAAAUUCGCUAGCACUCUCCUCUUCAUUGUCCCUCGUACUCCAAUUGCUAUUUUGUCAACUCUCACCUUCUUUGGGAAAAGCAGAUGGCGUGUUGGAAACUCUUUAA
Protopolystoma xenopodis is the source of this 369-nucleotide messenger RNA. The record is from the annotation of a GenBank genome assembly. NCBI's taxonomy places the organism in Eukaryota, Metazoa, Platyhelminthes, Monogenea, Polystomatidea, Polystomatidae.